Zootoca vivipara (common lizard) is the source of this 7113-nucleotide messenger RNA. It is a transcript of the gene ELAPOR2, whose product is annotated as endosome-lysosome associated apoptosis and autophagy regulator family member 2. NCBI's taxonomy places the organism in Eukaryota, Metazoa, Chordata, Lepidosauria, Squamata, Lacertidae. The record is from RefSeq and is a predicted model, not a curated record. Gene Ontology annotation, cellular component: membrane. Gene Ontology annotation, biological process: positive regulation of BMP signaling pathway.
CAGGUGGCGCGCCCGGCAGCCACUCAGUUUCUACGGGCUCGGAGGAGGACUACGAAGGCGAGCCGGCCAUGCGCGCCAGCGCCAGGAAGAGAGCAGGAGAGGCUCCCCGCGGGGAUCGGGCGUCGACGGGGGCAAAAGGAGAACCGGCACGGGUUUGAGUCGGGGUCGGCAGGGCCGGCUAGCUCGGGCUCGGCGGUCAGAAGCCCGGCCAGGAACUGCCUUUGUGCCAGGAUGCGGGCGAGGCGGCGGCGUUGCUGUGCCUCGACGGGUGCCGCGCGGGCACUGAGCAUCCUCCUCUGGUGCCUGGGCGGAUGGGCUCUGCUGGGCUGCCGGAGCGCCGAGGCGGUGGCGGCUUCGUCCAUCCUGCAGCUGCCUCAGUGCCAGGAGACAGAGUACCACUUUGAAUACACGGAGUGCGAUAGCAGUGGGUCCAGGUGGAGAGUUGCUGUCCCAAACGUGGAAUGUUCUGGUUUACCUGAUCCUGUCAAAGGGAAGGAAUGCACUUUCUCAUGUGCUUCUGGGGAAUACCUAGAAAUGAAGAACCAGGUGUGCAGUAAAUGUGCCGAAGGAACCUACUCCUUGGGAAGUGGGAUCAAAUUUGAUGAAUGGGACGAGCUGCCUGCAGGAUUCACAAAUGUAGCCACUUACAUGGACACAGCCAUGGGCUCAGCUGAGAGCAAAGCAGACAGCUGUGGCAAAUCGUCCUGGACACCUCGUGGGAAUUACAUUGAGUCAAACAGGGACGACUGCACUGUCUCCUUGAUCUACACGGUGCACCUGAAGAAGUCGGGUUCCGUCAUCUUUGAAUACCAGUAUAUUGACAACAACAUCUUCUUUGAGUUUUUUAUUCAGAAUGAUCAGUGCCAAGAGAUGGACUCCACAAGCGAUAAAUGGAUGAAGUUGACAGAUAAUGGCGAAUGGGGCUCCCAUUCUGUAACGUUGAAAUCUGGCACUAAUGUAUUAUACUGGAGAACAACAGGAAUCCUUAUGAGUUCUCAGGUGGUGAAGCCUGUCCUCCUGAAAAACAUCACCAUUGAAGGAGUGGCCUAUACAUCUGAAUGCUUUCCCUGUAAACCUGGCACAUUCAGCAACACGCCAGGCUCUUCCACUUGCCAGGUCUGUCCUAGGAAUUCAUACUCGGAAAAGGGUGCCAAGGAAUGUACCAAGUGCCAGGAAGAAACACAUUAUGCAGAGGAAGGAUCAAGCCAAUGCGUUGAACGUCCUCCUUGCUCAAAGAAAGACUUUUUCCAAAUCCACACACCAUGUGACCGAGAUGGAAAAACUCAGCUCAUGUACAAAUGGGUAGAGCCUAAGAUCUGCAGGGAAGAUCUUUCCGAAGCAGUGAAGCUGCCUCCUUCUGGAGAGAGGAAGGAGUGCCCACCUUGCAACCCUGGUUUCUACAACAACCGCUCCUCUUUCUGCACCCCUUGCCCCCUGGGCAUGUUUUCUGACGGAACUCGGGAUUGUGAGGCCUGCCCUGCCGGUACAGAACCAGCUCUGGGCCUGGAAUACAAAUGGUGGAACGUGCUCCCUUUCAACAUGAGGACUUCUUGUUUCAACGUUGGAAAUUCAAAAUGUGAUGGGAUGAACGGCUGGGAAGUAGCUGGUGACCACAUCCGAAGUGGGGCAGGAGGGACGGAUAACGAUUAUCUCAUUGUGAAUCUUCACAUACCAGGAUUUAAGCCUCCGACUUCCAUAGCAGGGGCGACGGGGUCAGAACUUGGACGGAUUGCAUUCGUGUUUGAAACCGUCUGUUUGGCAGACUGUGUGCUGUAUUUCAUGGUGGACAUCAAUAAAAAGAACACAAAUGUAGUGGAAUCAUGGAGCGGAACUAAGGAGAAGCAGUCAUAUGCUCACAUCAUCUCCAAAAAUGCUUCUUUUACAUUCACAUGGGCUUUCCAGAGAACAAAUCAAGGCCAAGAUACCAGGAAGCUCAUCAAUGACGUGGCAAAGAUCUACUCGAUUACUGUGACCAAUGCAGUCGAUGGUGUUGCUUCAUCGUGCCGUGCCUGUGCCAUGGGUUCGGAACAGUCUGGCUCCUCCUGCAUUCCCUGCCCUGCUGGUCACUACAUAGACAAGGAAACCAACCAAUGCAAGGAGUGUCCUCCUCAUACCUACCUGUCAAUUCAUCAAAUGUACGGCCAAGAACCAUGCAUCCCUUGUGGGCCUGGCAGCCAAAGCACCAAGGACCAUUCCGCCUGCUUCAGUGACUGCUUGUUCUCAUAUGCCAAGAACAACCAGAGCCGGACUUACGACUUCAGCAACCUGAGCAAAGGAGGCUCAUUAAUGAAUGGACCAAGCUUUACGGCGAAAGGAACAAAAUUCUUCCACUUCUUCAACAUCAGUCUGUGUGGAAACCAAGGAGAAAUGGCAGCAAUUUGUGCAGACAAUAUCACAGAUAUCAAGCUCAAGGAUAUGGUUGCUGACUCAGAAGAUUAUUCUGACAUUGUGCGGGCCUUUGUCUGCCAGUCUACAAUCAUCCCCCCGGACAGCAAGGGAUUCCGAACUGCUUUGGCACUUCACUCCAGCAGCCUUGCAGACGUGUUUCUUGGAGCCACCAUUGAAACAACUCUGGGAAAUAUUAAUGUUAAGCCGGAAAUAUUUCAGCAUUCUGAAAUGACAAUACCUGAUGUGUAUUUCUAUUACAAGUCUUCAAGAGUUACAGCCACUUGUGAAAAUGGACGUGCUUCUGUUGUGAUACUGAGAUGUAACCCAACAAAAUCUGACCAAGGAGAAAUUUCAGUUCCCAGUUCUUGUCCUGCAGGUACCUGUGAUGGGUGUACAUUCCACUUCUUGUGGGAAAGUGCAGAAGCCUGCCCCUUGUGCACAGAGCAGGACUAUCAUGAGAUUGAAGGGGCUUGUAAAAAGGGGCACCAGGAAACCUUAUAUGUAUGGAAUGAACCAAAGCUUUGUACAAAAGGGGUUUCCCUGCCCGAAAAAAAGACCAUCAUUUGUGAAACAGUGGAGUUCUGGCUAAAAGUUGGUGCAGGUGUUGGUGCUUUCACAGGUGUCCUGCUGAUUGCCUUAACCUGCUAUUUCUGGAAGAAGAAUCAAAAGUUGGAGUAUAAAUAUUCUAAACUGGUGAUGACAGCAAAUUCAAAAGAAUGUGAGCUUCCUGCUGCUGACAGCUGCGCGAUCAUGGAAGGGGAAGAUAAUGAGGAAGAAAUAGUAUAUUCAAACAAACAGACAUUGCUAGGAAAACUGAAAGCAUUGGCAACCAAGGAAAAGGAAGACGGCUUUGAAUCCGUUCAGCUGAAAUCCUCAAGAUCUCAAAAUAUAUGAAGACUUUAACUCUGCCUUUGAACCAGCAAACCUGAUCUCAGUUUAUGCAGGAGCACAUCUCUAACAUGUCCUGGUUUGUGUCUGAAGGGUGGUUUCCUGUGGGAAAUGUUGCACAGUCCAGCAUGAAGAAACUAGCAGGGGAGAACAUGAGAGACUGUUGCCUUAUUGUGAGACUGAGUCACUUGCCAAAAAGAAAAGUCAAGCAGAUGAGCUCAUGAGCUGGGAAUGAAGGUCUACUCAGGGACAGAGGAAGCAUGGAUGGUGGCAGCCCAAGAUGUUUGGGUACCUGCUGCAGAAAACCCAAAUGGCACCUCCCAGAGUAGUCACAAUAUAUUAAGAAAGACCGAACGAUGGUUUGCUGCCCUUUAAUAUUCUCUGCCCCUGUGAGGUGGGUUGCUUCACCCUGUACUGCCUGAGAAAGAGGUCAUAUCCUGACAUGAAGUUUACAUGGCAUGGCACAUGCUUCAUUAUUUGUAUCCCCUUUUAGUCCCAAUCACUUUUGUCACAUAGCCAAAACAGAGACUGGCUUUUAGAAAGAGUAGAGAUCAUUCCUUAGUCAUUACAGGUAUCUGCAGAGGUGGCAGGAUCACAGCACUAGUCACUACUUGAAAUGGAAGACCUGCAGACAGGCUUCUUUUUACUCCUCAGAAAGGAGAGUGUUUGUAAUGUGAACCUGUAGUGUUUUGCCUAACAUUAAGAAUUCAACUUCUGCUCCUGCAGAUUCAGUUUCUGGAGGUGAAAAGACAUCAUUAAAAUAGAAGCCCCAUGAAAGGCUAGCAGUACAACCCUGUGCAUGUUUACUCAGAUGUGGAGUUUUCUCUUGCGUAAGGAUGUUGUUUAGGAUUACAGCUUCACUUGAAGGUCACUUUGCUAGCUGAGGAACAUGGUCAGACUUAAGACAUCUAGCUUGGAGGGCAGUCAGGGGGAUGUUACUCACCUUCUUCCCAUUCCAGAUGGUGCAAUGACAUGGUCAAGAUUGUUGCAAGCGGGUGGGCUGGAUGCGAGGAGCAGCUUUGAUCGAGUCUCGUGUCAUGCAGCAGCCGUACAGCUUUUGGCAAUUAAGAAAGGAUCCUUAAAGACCCUUAAUGUUCAGACACUAAAAAGGAGGAGGGAUCCCGAAGAGGAGAGCCACUUUCACCGGGGCAAUGCAUGAGUGCUUCAAAAGAGAGACAUUGAUACGCUCUGGUGUUCCUGUGACUCCUCUGCCUCUUUUUCUUAAGUUUUCUUAGGUGUGAGACUUGACUCUUUUGAUAUGAAAAGUAAUGUCUGAAGUAGCCCCUGGUCUAAUGACUGGGAAGCACUGCAGUCGGGUCCUAAUGCAUUCACCAAAACAGAACAAUGACACUGGAGCUUUUAUUGCAAAUUCAAAGUCUGUGGACUAAUCUGAAGCAGUUGGAGGCAGCAUAAACCCCUGGAUUGUGUCCCCUUUCGAACCUCCCUCUGCCCCGCCCCACCUCACCCCCAGGAUUCACUGACUUACAGGUGAGUUGCCCCAGAGGAAUAGCCUGAUUACUUGAGCAUCAGGUGUGGAAUGCCCAGGGGCACCUUCAACAGGGUAGCGGGAGAUGGGUCAUCCGCAGAUACAGCAGCAGUACUCUAUCAGUGAUGACCAUGGCUUCAUCAGCUGAAAAGAUUGUGACUUUGACCACAGAACUGUAUCCAUAGCUGAGUGACUCUUGCCAUGGCUCUGGGUGCAUUGAGUGGAGUCUAGUUUCACCACAUGAAAAUAUGUGUCUUCCUCACAUGGAGCGGGACCUCGGUUUCCUUAGCCCAGCAAGUUUUAUUGCUCUGCCUGUAGUUCACCAAGGGCCUUGGCCUGAGAUCUUUCCCAGCCCCAUCUCAGAGAAGGGGGAUUGACAGUGGAACCGUCUGUGUACAUUUCAUGUGCUCUGCGCAUAGCUAUGGACCCUCCCUGCACCACAUGAACCAGCUUGUGGAAAUUCUUUAUGGAGAUUAUUUACAUUUUUCUCUUAUCUGUAGUCCUGAAGUAGAGCUGCUCUUCCCUCUUCUUCGGGGAUUGAUGAAGAGGUAGAAAUAACUGCACCCUCAGAGUACCGUAUGGUACUUUCUCACUUCUGUUUUCUCCAAGCCAUGGAUUUCCAUGAAGCUAUUUGGGAAAGAUCUGGGAAUCUUCCAUAGGCAGUGUGUGCUGCCCCUUGGCCAUUAUUUCCCAAAACAUCCCCCAUGUUUGGUAUUUAUUGCAACAGCAUUGUAGUGGUAUACCUGUCUGAUACUAAGGCCAUAUGUACGUAAUAAAACCAUUUUAUAGUGUCGUCCAUGGUUAAAGUGUACCAUCUAAUUGGGCCAUCUCAGAGGCAGGCAAGGUGGGGAAUUUUUCAGAAUCCCCAGAACAGCCUUUGGCAACCGGGUGCCCUCCAGAUCUUUUGGACCACAACUCUCACCAGCCCCAUCUGAGACCGACAAAGAGCUUCUUUCUUUGACUUCCAGGUUUGCACAUCUCGUUUCAUUUAGGGACCCCAAAAACCAGCCCCGGAUGCAUUGGACUAAUUGAUGUCAUCGACUGUGAUUGAGAGCUGUGCCUGCUAUGCACCGGAGUUUCCCUUUUUUGCUUUUUAGAAGCUAAGAAGUCUACACAACAAAAUGUUGCAGAAUGUACCAGCCAGCCAUUCCAUUCCAUUCCCCUUCCCUCCAAGUUUUCAUUUCUCACUCAACAGGCCCAACAGGCACAGAGCCCUCUCUCCCUACUUCUGCAAAUCUUGGGGUUUCUCAAAGCAUGCUAAUAACUCCCUCUUGUUUCUCAGUACAGGCGACUCCUGAUUAGGCACAUCCAAUAUGUGUACAACCGCGCACAUGCACACAGCGCUGAACCCCAAAAUGACACCCCCCCCCAAGUCAUAAAGACAUCACUGAAACAUCACUAAAAGGUUGAAAUGGGGGCGGAGCAGAGGCAGGGGCAGAACAGGGGUGUUUGCAGGCUUUUUAAAUGGGUGUUUGAUGAUGUGAUUUCAUGCAUUGACCCGGAAUGCAACCUUUGCACCAACAGGGAGUUUCCAGCAGUCCUGUUUUUGGCUUGUGUUGUAACUCUGCACUUCAGUUUGCUAAAGGGCAUUGAAUCUGUCUAGCAAGGAAGUUCUACAAGUAACUUCAAAUGGGUUGUAUCGGAGGGCAAAAUUUGGUACCCACCAUAUGCCCAGUCCACCUGAAUAAAAACCAAACUAAUUUCACCUCAGUCAGAUGUUCACACUUGAAACAUUAUACACUUCUCCCAUUGCUUUGUCAAGUUAUCUGUUCUUAAACUUUUAUAAUAGCUGUUUGUCUCAUAAAGUUCUCUUUUGUUAUUUGGGUUAUAUGGAUAAAUUCAAUAAAUUACUUGGUGCACCAAACUAGAAACCUCAAAAGACAACUCAGGCCACUCAGGUUUGUUACAUACUUGAGAGAUCUAGUUUGAGUGUGCCAAUUUCAAAGCAACCUGUUUUAAAUGAAUGAAUUAUAAUUCAAAGCAGACUCUUAAGGCUGCUAUUUUGGUAGAAAUGAGCUAAUGUAUCUUUGUAUACCACCUACUCAUAAUGGACAAAUACAGUUUAGAUCUCUCUUAGCACAUAGCGCGGGUAUGAAACUCCAGAGUGUAAAAACUGCCCUUUGUUGAACUGGAUCAGGGAGUGUUGGGAGGCAAGGGAGCUCCAGCUGGCUACUGGAGCCAGUUGUCAGCCAACAUAUACUGGGUAGGGGCCAAUCAUAAGUAGAAGUUAUUUGCCUCCCAAAGUUUCAGGAUCCAGAAAAGCAAAAUUCCUAAUCUUAGACCAAUCCAAAGUGCUGGUCAAUAAAAGUACAAAAUAGUUUGGGACUAGGAUUGUUGACCAAGUCAUUUUC